Chenopodium quinoa (quinoa) is the source of this 1420-nucleotide messenger RNA. RefSeq lists its product as uncharacterized. The record is from RefSeq and is a predicted model, not a curated record. Bases 688 to 1215 code for a protein of 175 amino acids. The transcript is spliced from 2 exons. NCBI's taxonomy places the organism in Eukaryota, Viridiplantae, Streptophyta, Magnoliopsida, Caryophyllales, Amaranthaceae.
CUCUCUUCGAUCUUUAUAUUAUUUUCCUCUCCCUCCCUUCGAAAUCAUAAUACUCCCUCUAUUUUAUUUUAUUUUAUUUUAUUAUUAUUAUAGGAUAAUUUGCAAUUGUGAGGGUGUCCAUUGAAAGAGGAAUUAGCUAAUACUUUAAAGAUAAAAAUAUACGGAGUAUAUUCACUUGAAAACAUAGUCAUGCAUGAGAUGUUAUAUUCGUUUGUGGUCUUAGUUUUAUUUCAAAUUCAAUUCAAAGUACGAGUUUUUGCAUAUUUUUGUUACACGUGAUUAAAUAUAGGAUCUUGCUAACGAACGUGGCCGGACGUUGAAUAAAACUUUAAGAUAUUUCCUAAAUAAAUUACACCCUUAUUAAAUAGAGGAUCUUCUUUAUUGCUUUUCUCGUUAAUUUGGGGUAUUUUGUGGUGGGUCAACGACGGAAAAUUACACCCUUAUUCGUUCUUUUUUAAUAGUAACGUUUUGUUUGUUCACAAUACUAUAUAUAUACUCUCUUCAUAACGUUUCAUAAUAUUAGUAAUUUAAUAUCAAUGCUAGAUAAUAAGCAAAAAAAUUAAAUUGAAUAUCGUAGAACUAUAUAUCUCCUACGCUUCUAUCCAUCUUAAAUUAACGAACAUGCAUAUUAACGUAACAUAUAUAUGUUGUCAUUGCAUUUAAAGUACAAAGUAAGCACAAGAAAUUAUGACGGAUUUGAUCACAGCCGAAGAAGUGCCCUUGGUGAAUCCGGAGGCUGAUUACGAGAGUUUGAAAGCGGAGUUGGAUGCCAAGGUGAACGGCGAGGAUAAUGUAGGGUUAAGUGCUGAUCAAGUGUUAUUGAACACACAAUUCUUAAACCUUUGCAAGGACAAAAUACAAAGAAUUGAUAGGCAUUUUUGGUCUGGCUCUGUGGUCACUGAUCGCCCGACUCUUAGUAGCGGCUAUUACACCGUUCUUACCCAGAAAGGCACCAAGCCUGAAGGCGUCAAAUGGGGCCAAGUCUGGGCUAAUGGUGCCGCUGAUGACACCACUGCUCGUAAGUGGAUUGUGGCUUUUGAUACUGCUGCUGGCAAGGCUUAUGCUGAAGCAGGACCAAUGGGUCCAGUUGAUUGGAACGUAGUUGAAGUGAAACUGGGUAUGUCCGGAAGCAAAACCGAGCACACUGACCCCAUCCUUGGAGGUAACGUACUUGCUACGAUUGAUGGUCUCAAGGCAUAUGCACAUUUCCGCUGAAUGUUAGAGCUUGCUGAGAUAUAAUGAAAUCUAUCUACUAUGGAAUAAUAUGUGUUGCACUACGAAUUUAAUUUGAUGUAUUGCGUUAGCUGCCAAUCAUGAACUAGCUUCCUUGUUACUUUCCUUUUUACUUCAAGUACUCUUGUGUAACAAAUAAUUAUGAUGCUUCUAUGCAUCUAAAUUCCAAAUGAUUAAUGCGUAAUUG